GAUGUGAACCGUUACCGUUGCUGCUUACAAUCAGGUGAGGCCAACUGCUGACAAAGGUGUGCAAGCUCACAGUUCUACAUUUUUGUAGUCUGCGUAUUGCUGCAUAUGCUUGAACAAGUUUUGCGUAUGCGUGAAGCCGAUGCAAUGACUGUCAAUGCGACAUGGUCUUCGAGAAUAUUGCGCGAAUUGCAGAAAGAAUUUCAGUUUUUGUCUAGAUCUUCAUUUGUGAUUGUCCUAAGUAUCUGUGCUCAAGUGUGUGAGGCCAUUCUUAUGAUUUUUGUCAGCCGACAUAUCGAUUCAAUACCUUGGAGAAUUGCUGGCACUAUACUCUGUCAGUUUCCUGGAGUUUUCAUGGCCCCGGCACUUCUUUUGCAAUCGUGGCGUAUCUUCACUGAACGUUCCACAGACGAAUCCGAGUUUUGUCGGGUCCCGCUGAACUCGGUCACCAAAGGCAUCCCAAGAUUGUCUUCCCAGCUUUUGGGUUGGGAUAUCACCGCGUGUUGGAAAGAAGAAAGAGAUACUGACGAGGGAAGUUUCCCCGGCCUGCGCCCAAUCAAAACUCUAGCCAAAUCUACUACCUGCGGUGAAAGUCUGGUCUCAUCCCCUGAUAUAUCUGUCGAGAAUAUUCACAUUACCCGCUCAACUGUCAUUACUCAAGAUGUCAUCCGAGUCUGAUGCUAUAUAUGGAUAUAUAUAAACUUGACUGUUACUAUAUCAUCUAUUGGGUAUUCUGUCUUGAUAUACCUUUGCAAUAUGUUGGUUUUUUUGUAUGUUGUGUAUGAUUGUGAAUGUAACUGGAGGUGACUGUGUAGGCCAUGAUGGAUGACUUGGCAUACUUAAUUGAUCAUACCUCAAAGCUUCCAAUGAUAAUCAAUCUUUUCUUUUGACCAUAAUUUUUGUC
Melampsora larici-populina 98AG31 is the source of this 901-nucleotide messenger RNA. RefSeq lists its product as uncharacterized. The record is from RefSeq and is a predicted model, not a curated record. The coding region runs from base 106 to 675 and encodes 189 amino acids. The transcript has 4 exons. NCBI's taxonomy places the organism in Eukaryota, Fungi, Basidiomycota, Pucciniomycetes, Pucciniales, Melampsoraceae.